This is a messenger RNA of Mesorhabditis belari, 1539 nucleotides long. NCBI's taxonomy places the organism in Eukaryota, Metazoa, Nematoda, Chromadorea, Rhabditida, Rhabditidae. The record is from the annotation of a GenBank genome assembly.
AUGGAGAGGCCGGUGCCCCUUAGAAAGGGUGCCGUCGUCUCUAUGUCACCAUCUGUAGCCAAUCUUCUCGCCGCACAAAGGACAAUGCUGGAGAUGGAGCCGGAGAAGAAGGAGAAGACACGAUUUUUCAAGACACCGCGUCUUGGCUCACGGCGAGUUCGAAAUCGCCUAGUACAGAAGACGGGUAUUUGCAACAUUUCACUAAAAAAUGUGCCCAAACAGCGACGGAAAUACUUCAGUGACAUCUUUACGACGGUGAUCGAGAUGAAAUGGCGCUGGUGUCUUUUGUAUUUCUCUUUGAAUUUCGUUCUCUCUUGGACCUUUUUCGCAGUCAUUUAUUACAGCAUUUCCGUUUCGCACGGGGAUUUGGAGUCGUGGAAUCUGAGAGCCGCAAACUGGACUCCGUGCGUGCAAAACGCUGACUCUGAGCUCAAUUUUUAUCUUUUUUCUUUUGCCACACAAACGACGAUCGGAUAUGGAUAUCGUUACCCAACCGAUCAAUGUCCCCUAGUGGUGUUGGCGAUGUCCGUGCAAUUCAUGUGGGGCAUUUUGUCACAGACUCUGAUGGCUGGUGUGAUCUUCUCAAAACUGGCUCGACCCAUCAAACGAGCGGCUACAUUGAUCUUCAGUAAAAACGCUGUGAUCUGUAUGAGAGACGGGAAAUUGUGUCUACUUUUUCGAGUAGGCGAUAUGAGAAAGAGCUCACUGGCUGAGGCACAUGUGAGAUUACAGAUGAUUAAAAGAUGUAUCACGUAUGAGGGAGAGCUUUUGCCAUUUCAUCAAUUUGAUAUGGAUGUCGGUUACGACGAGGGUCUUGACCGAGUUUUCGUCAUUUGGCCGAUCACAAUUUGUCACGAGAUUGACGAGAAUUCUCCGUUGUACGAUGUGAGCAAGGAGAGUCUAGCGACCGCGAAAUUUGAGAUUAUCGCGAUUCUCGAAGGAGUUGUGGAAAGUGUUGGCUCAACAACGCAAGCCCGAACCUCGUAUCUACCAAACGAGAUUCUCUGGGGGAAACGAUUCGAAAAACUUGUGCACUACAAGAAAGAAAAUGGUCAAUACCAUAUUGAUUUUCAAAAAUUCCAUAACGUUUACGAUGUGAAAACGCCGCCUUGUUCGGCAAAGGAGUUGGAUGAGAUGAGGAAUGCCGGAACGUUCAACGAGAAAGAGUAUCAAAUCUAUCAUCAUGACAGUCAAAAUGCCUUGAAUAUUGAUGCAAUCGAUGAUAUUCCGGAGGUCACUCUCACAAAUGACAUAUCCGUCGUGCCGCAGAUCACGACAAAUCCCCAUGUGGUUCUAAGAAUGGAAUCUGAUGAUGAGAAUAGUGGAGAAGAGUGCGGUGGAUUGGAAUUGGUGGAGUGCGGUGGAACGACUCGACACAAGCGAUCGAUUCGCUCAAUCUCGCCCACAUCCACCGAGCUGAUCCCCUUGCAAAAGAAGAUGUCCAUGAUGGGUUCAAAGAUGUUCUCCACAUCGGACUCUCAUCAUCUCCUUCUCUGGCAACCAUUGAGAGAUCGAAGGGAAAGCUCGCCGAUGAUAUUG